AUGAAUCGUCCAAACAGGCCUCCUGCUCUUCACAUAGACAACCGUGGUAAUUUCGAGAAGCCUCCUUUGGGAAUGGAUAUUCCGGAACUGAUUGUCGACCCAUUACCCACUCCUGAUAUCUCUUCUGCCAGAUCUGAGCUUGAGAAUAUAUCUGUAGAGGACUGGACGAACACUCCUAAUCAAUUCCCUUCGUUCUCAGGACUACCUCAUAGCCCCAAAGAUACCAUCUCGAGGCAGCCAAGUGAAGAGAUCCUACACGAUAUCAUAUCGAGCACAGUACCUAGAGGGAAUGUCUACAUCGCCGGUCUACCAGGAAGUCCUAAAAGAAGUAGUCCAAAUCAUUCCGUCUAUCCGACGGGUCCUAAUAAGAAAGAGCCUGACGAAAUAUAUCAGCCUUCGAUCCCUCCAUCCUCCAGUAGGAUACUAGUCACCGAGGAUGGUCAGACAUUCCGUGAAAGUGUACAUCGAGAAUUCAACAUGAAACAAUCUAGACCUAACACCGCGAGCUCAAGUUUCGAAGAAUCAUCAGCCAAUGAGAUGAGCAGGUUACUUGAUAGUCCACCUGACUCUUUGAUCGUAAACAAAGAACUAUACGCUUACAGCCCCGGAGCGAACGAGUACAAGAGAUCAGGUCGAGUUCAAUCCCCCGCUGGAUCGCCCACGAGCACCAUCUCCACGUCAAGUAAAGAAGACUACUUUGGUACAAUGCCUGCACGAGCCUCAAGUAGCAGACUCUCGAGACCGAGGAGCUUUAGACAAAGUGAUGAUAGGAGCCUCUAUCGAUUAAACCACGCGGCGGAUAGCACUCAAUCACUCGCUGAGGUACUCGCUCAAGCUGACUCUCCAGGUCAGCAGCGAGAAGGUCGUGGUCUAGGCUUGAGGAUCGAUACUUCAGGAACGGAUUACAGGGAUAGUUUCGCAUCUUACACUGACACAAUCCCUAAAUCACCAGAUUCACCGAUCGGCGGUUCUUCCAAGAACUCCCCAGUAAUGAGACACAUGUAUAGUGCUGCGGGACGCAUUGGAAGUAUCGAAACACUACAAGAAGAUAACGAGUCAGAAGGUGAUGAUCAACCUCGAAAUAGAGAUAUGAACCCAUCAGGUGCUGGAUCUGGAUCUGGCUCGAUGGCCUAUACGGCUGAAGGAGCUCAAUCAUCAACAGCGGAUGAGAAGAAGCGAAAAGCUUUCGGGAGAUUCUGGCGGGACAAAGUCAAGUCAAGCGUCAGAUCCAAAAGGAUGAGAUCCGGUACACCAUCACCUGCUCUCAGCCCAACGACUGGACAAACUUUAUCUCCACUAGAAUAUGGGUACGAACAGAAAUAUGUACAAGUACCAUAUAUGAAACCUGAAGAUAUAUAUAAUAUGUCAGUAGAUGAGAAGAAGGAGUUCAGAAGAAGAUUGACCCUUUCAAUCAAAUCACAAAUAUCUUUGAGCGGAGCUGGAGCUGGAGCUGGAGCUGAACCGGAAGGGAUACCAGCACACGAUUCAAGCAGUUUCCAAUCUAGGAUGACCAGAAGAAGGUCCACGAUCGAAGGUGAUCAGCAGUCCUUAGAUGAACCAAGAUCUGGUACUCUUCGAAGACAAUAUUCGACUAUGUCAACGAGAAGUACUAGAUUGUUCGAAUAA
This is a messenger RNA of Kwoniella botswanensis, 1626 nucleotides long. RefSeq lists its product as uncharacterized. The record is from RefSeq and is a predicted model, not a curated record. The transcript is spliced from 7 exons. NCBI's taxonomy places the organism in Eukaryota, Fungi, Basidiomycota, Tremellomycetes, Tremellales, Cryptococcaceae. The coding region runs from base 1 to 1626 and encodes 541 amino acids.